This is a messenger RNA of Folsomia candida, 3368 nucleotides long. RefSeq lists its product as uncharacterized. NCBI's taxonomy places the organism in Eukaryota, Metazoa, Arthropoda, Collembola, Entomobryomorpha, Isotomidae. Gene Ontology annotation, cellular component: SCF ubiquitin ligase complex. The transcript has 6 exons. Bases 651 to 2537 code for a protein of 628 amino acids. Gene Ontology annotation, biological process: SCF-dependent proteasomal ubiquitin-dependent protein catabolic process. Gene Ontology annotation, molecular function: protein binding. The record is from RefSeq and is a predicted model, not a curated record.
AUUUACAAGUCCAAAAUUGUUGUCUCUCUAAACCUUCACGAGGCAGCAAGCAGUUAAGUCACUGCUUGCAUGAGCGAAAUGCAGUAGUGAUAAUAAUUGUAAAUAGCAGGCAAUCUUGUUAUCAAUAAGUUCAUGCUUAUCCGUUCAGGUUGAUUCAUCGUUUUACUGACUGAUUGAAGUGAUCUUCACAUUUUACGAUUCUCAUUUUACGAUUCCAGUUUUAUGUCGAAAUCGUAUCACUGUGUGUGUUCGUGUCGUCGACGUCGUCGGAUUAUGAAAUUUUUUUAAAUGAUCAACCAGAAAUUAUUGCAUACCACAUCAUCAUCAUCAUCAUCGUCAAUCAGCAGCGUCUCUAGUGUCCGGACUUUGUUCUCCAAAAUGCGACCAGUGAGAAAUAAGACGAGAAUGGAAAUAGCCAUCCACUUUAUUCCUUCUCUGACACGAAGAGGAAUCAACAUCUGCUCCUCCUAACUUUCGUGGAUAAUUAAUUAUAUUUUUAAAAUUUAAAAGUUUUGGUUAAAAUUUGUUCAAUUUAUCGUCAUCGUUUGGACUUGGAUCAGUUUGGAGGACUUAAUUUUGGAACUUACUUACUUUGGGUGUGGUGAAGAACGGAUAUCAAAAAACGAGGCGGAUAAGCAGCAGGCAAAAUAAUGUUGAAACUGCCAAAACUCCGUCGAAGCCAUCGUCAUAUUCCGGAGGGGUUUCAUUUCUUACUGGAAGGACAACCCCACCCUUUACUCAUUCCGUCGAUAAUCGAGGAAGUCGCCUCCUACCUGACCUUACCCGAUCUCAAGACAUUUCGCCAAGUGUGUAAAUCCUGGGAGAAUGAGUCGACAAAGAAGAUUCUUCACAUCUCAAAAGUUGUCAUCGUUGAUGAGGAAGGGCUCGUCAAGUUCACCAAACUUUGUCACCACAUUACGCCAAAGUCGAGACAAAACAUGAAUUACGAACUUCGUGGAGACAUUGAUCUGGGAUCUCUCAGUGCUACAAAGUUUUUCAAAGUGUUUGGUGAACGGAUAGAAUUUAUCUAUCUCAAUCGAGUCAGAUGGACGGAUGGUGAACUAAAGUGCAUUCUUUUCACUCGCCUCCCAAACCUGCAUACGUUCGCCGUGGAAGCUAGAGCGUACUCGGAUCGUCGUUUAUUUGUUGACGACCGAUAUGAAGUACUCCCCAAUAUCAAGGUGUUAAAGUUAAACGUGUUCUCAUUUAUCACGGAGUUGACAACCCCAUUUUUACGGGAUCUACUUAAAGCGUGUCCGAAUUUGGAGACGCUGUCCAGUAUCCGAACCGAGAAAAGAAACCAUCUCCCCAUGCAGUUUAUCCAGUACGUGUGCCAAGAGAUGAGUUAUGACACGGCGGAUGAUGUGGUGAACAUGCCGUAUAAUGCGGACAUUGCGAUCGCUGAGGCACUAAUUGACACGAAGGAUGUUAGUUUGCCAAAGUUAAAAAUUUUGGACACGAAUAUGCGCCUACGAGGGCCUGGACUACAACAGUUGGGUCUCAAAAUGUUCCCCAUUAAACAGUUGGACUUGACCUUGCUGAGUGAUGUGGGUACUCGCGCGUUGCAAGAUGUGUUGACCAGUUUGGAAAAUAGUUUGCAAAUUUUGAAACUGAAAUUUCAUCCGAGAUGUCACGCAGCAGAUGAGUUGGAAGCCAUUCCACCCUUGAAAAAUCUCACUCACCUCACGCUAAAUGGGUAUCGAAAUUCCUUAAAAUUUUUGGAAAUCCUGCCCGCCUUAAAAUUUCUCUGCUUGGUGCGACUCCGGUUCAGCAAAUCCAUUUCGGAUAAGAGUAUUGCAAUCCAAGGACGAGGAGGAAAAUUAGGCUCGAAAGUGGAGUGUUUAGAAGUGCAUGAAGAUUUUUCCAGAAAGUGUACAAAGACAGAAAUUGCCACAAUGAAACGCUUGUUCCCUGACCUCAAACGGUUAAAACUGGAAAACUUGACGGACGACGGGCUGAGUGCAAUUUUUAUGAGUUACCCUCACCUGGAAGGGUUGGAUGGGAUGAAUGGGUGUUACUCAGAUUCUGGGAUUUUGGGGGGUGACGUACCCACACUUGAAUGCGACGUUUUGAACGAUGGAGGAUGUGAUGAUUACGACAAUAAUAUGGAAGGCGAGAGUGAUGAAAGCUAUGCCUGUCAUUAUCCUCGCUUGCCUUCAAUUUCGGAUUUAAAAGAAUUGCGCAGCCUAUCUCUCGCAUCGCCAAAUCUGACAGACAAAUCCAUCAUUCAUGGCGUAGUGCAUUGUCGCAACCUUAGAAAACUGCACUUGCUCUCCAGUUGUAUUACUGACUCAUCGAUCUUAAGAAUCCUGGACGAACUUGAUCUCUUCAACUUUAAAACAGAGUACUGUUUCCAAGUGUCAAAGCAAACUGUAGACUACGCUAAGAAAAAAAUGAGGGGUAGACAAGUUAGCAUUAAUGAAUAUGGGGGGCCACUCAAGCAGAGCGAAAUUCCAAACUUUAUGCGACGGAAUGGAUCCUCUUAUGUCCUCAUGAAGAAAAUUGAACCCCAAGAAAUGAUCUUACCACAACGGUGACGCCGUUAUAAAUUUAGCCGUUAUAAAUUUAGCCGUAUAAAAACUUAUAACUGAAUGGUCUCGAAUCUAGCUAAACAAUAAUUAUUAUGAUUAUUAUUAGUGCAUCGUGAUUUUUUUACGUGUUCAGUCAACUAAUUCAGCAGCCUUUAACAAUUAUUACUACAUAGUACAUACAUACGUCAUGUCAUGAUACGCCAUGUUCCAAUCAAACUAUGCAAAUUAUCGUGCCCACCUUCAACAAAACUGUUAUUCUUACAACAUCGCAUGUAAUUUCUUAGCCUUAUUAGUGUUAGUGUUAUAAUGUGGUAUAUGUAACCCAUAGGGUUUAGUUUAUAUUGGUAUGAUGAGUUUUUUUAUACGAGUUGUUGCUUGUUGUAAUCUUGUGAUAACUAUUCAACUAAUUUUAUUUUUUAGACUUUCGGGUGUAGACAGUACGGGUUAUGGUUUUUGGUAAUGGUUUAUGUCGGUCAAAGGUUAUAGAAUUAAUUAUUAUAUUGUUAUAAUCAGAACAGAAUCAAUUUUUGUACAAAUGGUAAUUAUAGAAAGCUUUAUGAAAUCCACGCUUAUUGCGUUAUAUUUAUCUCAUCCGUUAAUUUCAAAAUUUAGUCAGCAAAAAAAUGUCCCGUAAUUACGAGUUGCAAUAUUAUUGAUUAUGAUAUAUUUUCCUAAAAAAACUGUGAUUGUUUUCAAAGAAAAGGUCUAACUAAACAUAUUUGUGUUUUCAUGAUUGGUUGAUGUAAUAAUGUUUUAAAAUUAUAUAACGUCGUGGUCGAUUAUGUGCCUUUGUUGGUUUUGUUUGUGUAUUCAAAUAAAUUCAGAUGUACUUAAUUA